Molecule: messenger RNA, 4109 nt
Organism: Xiphophorus couchianus (Monterrey platyfish)
Lineage: Eukaryota; Metazoa; Chordata; Actinopteri; Cyprinodontiformes; Poeciliidae
Gene: ablim3
Product: actin binding LIM protein family, member 3
Exons: 23
Coding region: 451-2520 (689 amino acids)
Biological process (GO): lamellipodium assembly; cytoskeleton organization; cilium assembly
Cellular component (GO): stress fiber; actin cytoskeleton
Molecular function (GO): actin filament binding
Source: RefSeq, a predicted model, not a curated record
CGGAGCUGGAGGAAGAGGAGGGAGGGGGCUGUAUCGGGCGAGAGUAAAAAUGUGAAGGUGGAAUCCAAGUGAGCAGCGUCGUUUUCUGGUCUGUAGAAUCUGUCUGACUGGAGGGAAAAUAAUAACUAUUUUAAAAGCACACACACACACACACACACACACAGGAGACCUUGGCACAGCAGGAGCGGGAGCUUUAUUUUUAUCCUACAGCUGCUUACGGGAAUAAUCCUCGCUAAGAAUUCUUUGUUUAUAUUUGUGUGUCCCUCUUUCUGCCAGUGUCUACACCUUCACAUGUAAUUGACUGGAAGGAGCGGUGCCGAGAGUGAGGAUCGCAACCCGCGAUUGGAAGAUAUUGUUUUAUUAACUGCACAAUGUGAAUAUCUCCUCGUGCUUUAUGGGAUUAUUUUUGGCCGAAGCAGCUUUGUUUUGGAUAAGGACGCAUUGGGCAUCAUGAGUUCCAGUGCUCAUCAGCAAGUCUCAACACGCAGCGAGCGGAGCUCUGAGCCAAUCCGGUGUCAGCGGUGUCGAGAAGUAUGCAAAGGGGAAGUGGUUCGCGUCCAAGACACUCACUUUCAUGUCAAGUGCUUCACCUGCACCGUGUGUAACUGUGACCUGGCACGAUCUGGCUUCUUCCAGAAGAAGGGCGAGUACAUUUGCACGGCAGACUACCAGCGUUUAUACGGCACACGCUGCGACCGCUGCGGCAACUUCAUCACAGGAGAGGUGGUGUCCGCUCUGGGACGCACGUACCACCCCAAGUGCUUCGUCUGCAGUAUGUGCAGCAAACCCUUCCCAAUCGGAGACAGGGUGACGUUCAGCGGAAAGGACUGUGUGUGCCAGCAGUGCUCCCACACACUUGUCAAGUCAAAUGAGCCCAUCAAGAUCCACGGGCCGAGCCACUGUGCUGGGUGUGGAGCAGAAAUCAAACAGGGUCAGUCUCUCCUGGCACUGGAGAAACAGUGGCACGUCAGCUGCUUCAGAUGUCGGACGUGCAACAUGGUUCUCACGGGGGAAUACAUCAGCAAGGAUGGAGCGCCGUACUGUGAAGCGGAUUACCACGCCCAGUACGGAGUGAAAUGUGAAACGUGUUACAGAUACAUCAGCGGACGGGUUCUGGAGGCAGGAGGGAAGCAUUACCAUCCGACAUGCGCUCGAUGUGCCCGCUGCAACACGAUGUUCAAAGAAGGGGAAGAGAUGUACCUGGCAGGUUGUGAGGUGUGGCACCCGCUAUGCAAGCAGGCUGCAAGGGCAGAGCGAAGACUCAGGCACAGACGCCUGUCGGAGACCUCCAUCUCACCGCCAGGAUCCUCCAUAGGUUCUCCCAGCAGAGUUAUAUGCGCCAGAGUGGAGAAUGAGAUCUUUGAUUAUAAGGACCUUGCUGCCCUGCCAAAGGUCAAGGCCAUAUAUGAGGUCCAGCAGCCAGAUCUCAUAUCCUCCUCAUACCAGCCAUACCACAGAUACACCUCUGAUGAAAGGCUAGACACUUUCACCUAUGGGGAGUCCCUUGGAAAUCUCUCUCCGUAUUCUCAGGAUUAUGACCAUCCGGAUGCAAAGCAGCUCCGAUGCCCCAUUCCAGGUUAUAUUGAUUCCCCGACAUACAGUCGUCAAGGCAUGUCACCCAUCAUGCCUCGCUCUCCACAGCACUUUGGCUACCCUGGCUCUGAGAGUGGCAGGAGUUCACCCUGUUAUGGCCAAGAGGGGCGAUCAAGCACACCCACCACAAACCAGCCCCCUAAACAUUUUCAUGUUCCAGCCACAGGGGAUCCCAACAUCUACAGGAAGCCACCCAUCUAUAAGAGAACGGCCACUAAAAGCAGAACAAGUGAGGAUAUCCUCCGGUCCUCCAGCCUGUCCACCUACUCUCCAGAGCCAUACACACAGUCGGAGUCAGACUAUUACCCGUACACUAGCUCCCCGAGAGCCUACCGGGUGCCACGGCGACGCUUCUCGACAGGAGGCGAUGAAGAGAGUUGGAGUCAGGGUCUUCAAAGAAUUGGGAGUGGCAUCGGACGGAUGAUUCUCAAGGAGGAGAUGAAAGCAAGAUCUGGUUCCUAUGACAACGACCCCUGGGGCAGCGCGAGGAAUUCUCGUUGCGGGAGCAAGGAAACGCUGAACACAACAGGCUACGGCACAACGGCAUACAACAACACCGUCAAUGGCUCACCAAGAUCUCAGUACAGCGCUGAUAGUGAUUUUGGUUGCAAAUCAGCAUCACUACCAGGAUAUAGGCGCAAUGGUAUUCAGCGGCCUCAGAGCGCAGAUUGCUACCAGUAUCAGUAUGACGACGGCAGCGAGGUCAACUGGGGAAGUAGAGCUGAGUAUAAGGUUUAUCCAUAUGAAUCACUCAUUGUCACCACCAGAGGGCGGAAUAAGCUGCCUAAAGACGUCGACAGAGCGAGACUGGAACGCCACCUGUCCCCAGAAGAGUUCAUCCAGGUGUUCGGAAUGACCGUGGAGGAUUUUGACCGGUUGGCUCUGUGGAAACGGAAUGAGCUGAAGAAGCAGGCUCGGCUGUUCUAGUCACACCCAGGUGUGUGUUAAAUACUGCCACACGUUGAGUCGCACGGGACCAUGAGACGGAGACGCGUCUUCUCAGUUCCACUGCCACGUCUGACAAAUGUUGUCUGCCACAUGACAAACAAAAGCCGGAGUGGACUUUUGGUGACAGUGGUGGAGGGGCGCCGCGCAGAGACGGACUGGAACAUGUUUGCCAGUGCAGCCAUAGCUGUGUAUUAGAUUGAAAUGUAAGCAAUAGAGACGUUCAUGCUGUAGUGCAGUUUGUUUGUUUUUUUCCAAGUUGAGACUGUGCUCCCUUACACAGGACCGCAUCUGUGACCAGAGCUGCAGGACCGAAACACGAUGUGGAGAAAUUUGGCUUUGCCUUACUUGUUAUGCUCUUUUAGUUACGACUGUGCAGCACCAGCAAUCCAAAGGAGUAGAAUGUAGAUACAGUAUAUCAUUUCUGACACUUUAUCUGUGUGAAUGAUACUAAGGGUGAGUGAGUGAGUGAGUGAGUAAGUGUGAGCAUACGCCUUUGGUGCAGGGUGCAUUUUUUUGACAUGUUACCUAUUUUUGUUGUCUCUCACGAAACGGAGCAUCUUCAGUUGACAGAGAACAUCUGCAGUGGGCCAAACUUUUUUGUUUUUAUGUCUUUUAGUGAGCUGCUUCAAUUAGCGCGAGAAUGAAAAUCUACAGCUUAGAAGAUGCUGGCCGAAUAAUUAAAGGUCAGCAGUAGUGCAGCUGUACUGGAACCGAAGAAUGUGCAGUUCAGUAGGAACAAUGCAAAACUUCAUUUCCAGAAAAGUGUGCAGUUUUCACACUUCUAAUAGAAAUGGAAAUCUUUUCACUGUUCUUUUAAACUAUAAUUUGAGACACAAGUACAAAGGGAAUGUUUCUUGACAUCUUCAUUUUUGAAGGCCACAAUUAAGCUUUUUUCCCUUGUUUUGCAGAUAAAUAUUAAGCGAUGCAGUUAUUUAAAUAAAAAUGCUAAAGAUGUAUUCAAUGCUAUGAAGAAUGGAAUAGUGACAUAGGCGUAAAUAAAUGUGGCACCUCAUAAAAGCCUGUCCUCGCUUCUAAAAUGUACACUAAACCAUUAAUGUAAAACUGUCAGGCCAGGAGCCGCCAGUAGGGGAGGCUAUUGUCCACCAUAGUGGACAAUAGCUUCUUGAUGGCAUCACUGUUCACAUUUUCUCAAAUUUAUAAGUCAAGGCAUACUACAGAUAGUUAACUUUGCACUUGUGCCAAAUUAAUGUCUCAAACAAAACAUACCGGUAUAUGUUUUUUUUUUUUUUUUUUAGGUUUUAUAAAAUAAAGUUUUCUGGAAUUGAGGUUUGAGUUUACAAGAUAUAACGUCGUCAUGUUCUUUCUUCUUUCCAAUAGAAUGAUGAUGAUAGUUUAGGUUGUGCAUUGUUUAUAAACCUACAUUCACUACUAUUUAUAUUCUUUUAGAACGAUAAUCCAAUAAUUUUGUAGCUCCAGAAAUUAUAUCCCCAUGCCAGGAGACACUCAGCAAGGUAUUUUCCCACACAAAGACCCAGGGUUGUUGAAGACUUCUUUUCAAUACUGUUAUUUUUGUGAUUUUGACACUAAAAUUAAACUGCAACUCAGAA